Molecule: messenger RNA, 5684 nt
Organism: Oryzias melastigma (Indian medaka)
Lineage: Eukaryota; Metazoa; Chordata; Actinopteri; Beloniformes; Adrianichthyidae
Gene: arhgef5
Product: Rho guanine nucleotide exchange factor (GEF) 5
Exons: 15
Coding region: 808-5151 (1447 amino acids)
Biological process (GO): activation of GTPase activity; intracellular signal transduction
Cellular component (GO): cytoplasm; nucleus
Molecular function (GO): protein binding; guanyl-nucleotide exchange factor activity
Source: RefSeq, a predicted model, not a curated record
UCUCCUUCAUGAUUGCUUCAUUUGGGUUUUUUCAAUGCCAUAAAACCGUUUUGUUUCCGUCUCUCCUUCAGCUAUGUCUCACAGGAAUGCAGGGAAGUUUUUUUUAUGGUUUUCUUCCUGAAUGUUUAUCCUCACUUUCUCCCCUCCCCAUCCCCCAACUUCAUGUUAUCACAACCCCUUACCUUGAGUGUGUGUGUUAUGCAGACACACCCAACCACUGUAUGUCAACCAAUCACCGAGACACUCAUGAGGAGGUGAACUUCCUGUGUUUUAGUGAGAGAAGAAUGAGCCAGGACAGAGGAAAGAGUCGCCAGCUUGUUUUUGCCAGAGGGGGGUCCGCGCGACGAGUCACGUGCGCACCGUGAAGGACCAGAGGUAGUGGACGCGCUCGCGGGGCUUUGGCUCGCGCCGGUGAGAGGCCUCCUCCGUUCACCAGAGGACGGAAUUGAGUAGGGAAAAGAGGAGGGAGAAGAUAAGUGUCAAUCUGUCGAGACUUGUUUGGGAAUUUGAGGAAGGAGGGGAGCUGGAGAGAGAAGAGAGAGGCUGCAGGAGAAAGACGCCACAAGAAAUCCACGUAAACAAGGACUUUUCUCGGGAGUGGAACGAUUGAGGAAUUUAAAGGAAAAGAAAAGUAAAAGGCAGCGGAGUUUUGUCUUAAAAAUGAGGACAUUUGCUUUGUGACUCAAUGUUCACAAAAGGAAUGACAUUUCAGGAGUUGUGCAAUCCCAUGCCUUUGAGCUAAACUGAAACAGGGGGAGAUCAAUUCUCCCCAGAACAAAACUUCAGGUACUACUACUAGGCGCUACUAUGGGCACCAGAAAAAACAUCUAUAACCUAUUUGGGAAUUUAUCUAACAUGACAGACCACAAGUUUCUGGCAGGUGGAAAAAGCUCCCGAGAUCCAAGUCCCAAGCCAAAAACGAAGUCUUCGUCAGAAAGAGACCCCACGCAGGAAAAUUGGAGUAAAGAUCAAGAGAAAGAACGACACAAAGAUGUGGGCAUGUUUCCACUCAAAAAGGGAGGGAAAGAACAGAAGGCAGAAGGUGGCAAAAGUAGGAACGGCAGAGUCUUUUCAAAUAUCGAGAGGGAAGAUGAUCAUAAUGAAAAAGAGAUUUAUUUGGAGCGUGGUACAUUUCCCAGAAUGAGUAAAAAUUCCUUUGAUCCUAGAUUGAGAAUGGCAUCUUCUUCUGAGAUGCAGGAUAAAAGAGAACGAAGACCCAAAGACUAUCCUAAAAGAGAGGCGAUAGAAGACAAUAGAGAUCAAAGAAAUCAUGAGACCAGGUCCAGAAGCAGGGAAGUGGGUAAAAACAUGGAGAGAUGGUCCUUAGAAGAUGAAAGGCUGUACCAGCGAGAGAAAUACAGAUCUAGUGGUGGAGGCCUCCAAGACAGAGAAGGAGAUACAGGUGAUUGGAGGGAAAUUAGAGAAAAAGACGCACCAAGAAAAAGAGAAAAAACAAGAUCAGACAUGGACAGGAUGGAUCCCAGAAUGUAUAACACAGACAGAGUAUUUGACAGGGACAGAAGAGAAAGGCCCCCAAGGAGAGAAGAAACAAAGGAUUCAAGGGGAGACGGAUACAUUGAUGAAAGACAACCAAGGCUUGACAGAGGUAGAGAGGAUGGAGAUGGACAGAGGUACAGAGACAAGGACACAGGGAAAGAAGAGGAGAGAACCAAGAAGAGCAGAGCUCAUAAAAACAGGAAGAUGGAAAGAUCAGCAGACAAAGUAGAGGAAAGAUAUAGGGAAACUGAUAGAGGUCUAAGAGAUGAAAUGAGAAAAGAUGAUCGUCAUAGAGAGGAAAGAAGAACCAGGGAAAGAAAGAAUGGACAGGAAGGUAUCCAAGGCAAAAGGUCUGAAUGCCACUCACCUGGUGGUGGUAGAGAUAAGAGAAGGGAUGCAGACGAGGAGAGAAUGUAUAAACGACGUGGAGACAGUGAUGAGGACAGGAAAACAAGUAGACAGAGGACUGGUGAGCAGGAAAGAGGAGAAGAUAAAUUGAGAGAUUCAGAUAGAACUGAGAGAAGUCAGAGGUUUCAAAAUAGAGGUGAUAGAGAUGAUGGCAGAGGAACGAGAGGCCAUACUCUUGAGCCAGGAAGGAUGUGGUUAGACCCACAGAGGGGCAAGAAUAGUAAAGAAAGUAGAGACAGAGAGAGACGCACAAGACAGAAGGAAGAGUGGAGUGAAGAGGAGAAGUUGCAGGCAGUGAAAGGAAGAGACGAGCGACGAGGUAGUGGGGAACCAGACUCAAAAACACUGGUGGAGAGAAAUGAAUUAAACAGGGGAGAACCAGAGGGAGCAAGUGUAGAGGGAGACGAGGAGAGCAGAACGAUGAGAGGUCAGAGGCGAGGGAGAGAAGACAGCUGGCAAAAAAAUGGACAGACGAAGUACACAGCAGUUAACUCAGAGGACAGUGACAGGGAGGAAGGGGGUGAAAGCAAUUACUCUCCACACUCUUGGAGUGAAGAAGGAAGUGAGGUCGGAUGGAAAGAAGAACGAGAAAGAAUGCCAUCAGCAGAGGAUGGUUUUAUGACAUUGUCCAGUAGUGGAGAUGAGAUAGAAAAAGAGUUCAGUGGAUGUGGAGACACUCUCAAGGAACCCUCAUCUUAUGACUCCAUGGAAUUUGAAAGUCACGAGGAAAGGGAAGAAGAUGAGGAGAAAAAAAGACGGAAAAAGAAAGGAAAGUGUUUUUUUCGCACGAUUCAGCUAUCAGGAUUUCAACAACAAAACAGGGAGGUGUCACAGGAUGAUCAAAAAGGAGGAGUGGAUGGAGAAAACCCAAAUUUAGAAAGUCAUCCUGGUCUAAAUAAUGACGAAGCAAAUUUCCAGGAAAACAUAUCAAUUACAAAAGCAAGACGUGAUGACCAGCAAGAAAUCAGUAACCAGUAUGUAAAAGGUGACUCUAACCCAGCAAGGGAAGAAACGUUUACUUCAGAAGAAACAGAUGAACUGGAAAUACAGAAUUCGUUUUCAGAGCCUCAAGAAGCGGCUAAAAAAAUGAGGCCCAAAGUGGGAAAAAUUAAAAGAGACUCAAAAACGGAAAAACUUCUCAAAGCGUGGAAGGAGAAAAACAAUGAACUUGCAGGCGAAGAAAGUGCGCAACCUCCUUCUGUCCUACGUAAUCCUGGCGAUGGUUCCCAGGAGACUUUUGACCAAACUCAACGCUUUUUGGAUCAAAUAAACAUUGAAGCGAUGAGUGAAGAACAGGUGGAGGCCAUUCGGGUUAGAAUGAGUGGAGCAUGGAGCACCGAUGACCCCAAGAGGCAUUCCCAUCCACCUCACCUGAAAUGGGCUACAAGCGUGGUACGAGAAAUACUAGGGACCUCAGAAGAAAACGCAAUGGAGGCCACUCAUGAGGUUCCAGGGAGAACUCCGGGGGUGCCCACUUUAAAAAUUUGGACUAGUACCCAGUGUUCAGAUGCAGAAGGGGAGGACUACAGCCCGCCGGAGGAUUUUGGAGAUGAUGCAGAUGUUGCAAGCAGAAGCAUGGGAGACCAUGAGCUGAGGGCGAAUCUUCAUUCAUAUCCAAGAAAAAAAAGGAAUUCAAAAUAUUGCAAAGCUGCACAGCUCUACCAGCAGUACAAUGAGGCUGCGCAGAACAUUGAAAUCCUGCGGCAGGGUAGCGCAGACGCGCUUUCCGGAUGCGAGGGUCCUCCUUCGUCUCCCGUUCCAUCACCACCGCCAUCCCGCAGACCUCUUCCCUCCCUGCCCACAGUCCUGCACCCCCAUUCCUUGUCUCACCACCCCCACUUGUCCCACUCCUUCCAUAACACUGGAAGCCUUCCUCUCCCGGCGUCUCACAGUAACAAACGCCGGCCUUCCUCGCCACGUCUGUCCAUUUCACAACCUGGAACGCUGUGGCGGGAACUUCCGGGCGUCAGGGACAGCAACGAGCUAGAGGAAGUCACAGAAAACCAGUGGCGUCUACAGGAGGUGCGCUUCGAAGUUGUAACAUCAGAGGCCUCCUAUUGUCGGAGUUUGGAUAUUGUUGCUGAACACUUUGUCAAGUGCAAGUCGCUGCUGGACCUGUUGGGCAAUCAGGAUCGAAACUGGCUUUUUUCUAGACUGUUAGAAGUUCGUGCUAUAAGCCACAGGUUCUUAGAGAAGCUGGAGGAACGCGUGGACUCGGACAUCAUGCACUUCACUGUUUGUGACAUUAUUGCUCACCAUUGCAAGCGCUUCCGAUCGGUUUACGUUCCCUACCUCACCAACCAGUCAUACCAGGACGCUACCUACCAGAGGCUCAUGACUGAGAAUCCAACAUUCAAGCAGCUUGUGGAGAGUAUUGAGAAGAAUGCUGUUUGUCAGAGACUCCCUCUUCGUUCUUUUCUUGUGCUUCCUUUCCAAAGGAUUACAAGACUUAAACUGUUGGUGCAGAACAUUGUGAAAAGAACAACCCCUGGUACCGCCGAGGCGAAGCAAGCUAUCAGAGCGAUGAAACUUCUGGAGACGAUCAUUCAACAAAGCAACGAUAGCAUCUCCCAGAUGAAAAGCAUAGAGUCUCUGGUCUCUCUCAAUGCUAAAGUGGACUUUGAUUGCAAGACUCUUCCUCUGAUCAGUCAGUCUCGGAGGUGGGUGCGAGAAGGUCCCGUGAUCGAGCUGAUUGAUUUGGCUUGCAAAGACCCGGAGCGCAACCUUUACUUGCAUCUCUUCAACGACUACUUGCUGCUGUCGCUACAAAAAGAAGGAGGGAGGUUUACAGUAAUCAACCACGCUCCUGUCAAUGAAGUGCAAGUAGAAAACUGCCGUAUCAAACUUCACUCCCUCCAGAAGAACCUGUUCCGGUUGCAAAUGUCAACCAAAUUCUACUUGCUAAAGACUGACACACAGAGUGAUAAGCUUCGCUGGAUCUCUGCGCUCUCCAGGCCUCAUCCUCAAUUGGAUUUUUCUGCUGCUCAAGACUGUGAUCAAAUGCUAUGUGUCAAAGCUUAUAUGGCUCAGCAGCCUGACGAGCUGUCCUUGGAAAAAGCUGAGGUCAUUCUCGUGCAUCAGGAUAGCAGUGAAAAUUGGGUGGAGGGAACCAGGCUGUCAGACUUCCAGCGUGGAUGGGUGCUGAAGUCACAUUUAGAGACCAUAAGCAGCUCGAGAAUCAAGGAGCGAAACCUGUCAGACGCCUUUAAACUGACCACAGCCACGGCCGCCACAGUGGUCGAUUAAGUCAAUGAACAGGAACAUAGCAAAGGGGGUCUCAAAAAGAAAACACAGAUGGAGGAAUCAAGAUGUGUGCCAUAAAAACUGGACAAUAGACUUUCUGUGACGUUUCUCCUGACAUGAUCCUCACAGGAGUACAGCAGUCAGAACUGCUGCAAGGAUGCAUUUCACUGGAGCUGUAUGUCCCUUUCUCUCCAAAAUAUUUAGUUUUCCUUGAAAGCUCAUAUCAAGUUGUAGAGUAGUGACUGUUAUGCUCAACACAUUGUUAAAACAAUCUUGUACAAAAUACAACAAAUGAAUAUUGUUUUGUAACAACCAUUUUUUAAAGGAAAUAACUUUUCUGAAUAUGUUUUUUUUUCAUAAAUGAUGGUUUCUUUGUAAAUGACCAAAUUUUAAGAUAGAAAAUUUUAAAUGUAUUUUAUUUUUUAGUGUUUGGCCUCUGUGUGCAUGAGAGGCAACAGACAUUUUAGUCUUUAAGACAAUCAUACUAUGAACAACCUUCCUAAAAGGGUUUCAAUAAAUCUUAACUCAAGUAAAAA